Messenger RNA from Dentiscutata erythropus, 840 nucleotides. Lineage: Eukaryota; Fungi; Glomeromycota; Glomeromycetes; Diversisporales; Gigasporaceae. The record is from the annotation of a GenBank genome assembly.
AUGGAAGACAUCACUCAUCUUACUAGAUUUGAAGUCAUCACCUCAACAUGGUUUCUUGCUGCAAGUUUUGCCUUAACUGCAGACUCGUUUUCCCGUGCAGUGGUAAACCGUGCUAUUAAUAAGAGGGAAAUACUCCUUUUUUCCGUAAAUGUAGCAAUAUUUGUUAAUGAAAUAGUUAUGCUCUUUCAAGUAGUAGCAAGUUCAAAUUGUCCAAAUACAAAUAGCUCAGGCUGUAAUAUCUCAAACGCAAGAUGUAAGUUAUAUCGUGAUCACGACACAUUUUUUGAUAAUGAUCAAUUGCAACAACUUAAUGCAAUUAGAUAUAGACUUCCUCUUAUUGAAAAUAAGAAGUUUGACUAUCCUUCUUUUAUUCGAUAUAUAAAUUUAAAUAUUAUCUGGGAGACCUUAUACGUCUUAUAUUCACCAAACACGUCAAAUUCGGCAAAUUCGGAGCCACCUAGCGAUCCAAACUUGUUUAAUAACAUUGAAUUAAUACUUACAGUAUUAUUGAAGAUGCUAGCUCAAAAACUUACCAAUUUGCAGAGAUUUGCGAUUAAUCUUAAGUUUCAUUCUUCAAACCUUGACGACUAUUCUAAGGGAGGCAUAAAAACCAAUAUUCUGGAACUUUUGUUAAAACCGAAAAUCAGUGAUCUUUUAAGACGAAUGAAUUACUAUGGUUUCAACAAAACCUUACAAAGGAUACAUGGCUUUACUCGCUGGGAUCUGCUCAAAUUUGGCAUGCUCAGAAACCUUGGUAGCUUCGAUGAAAGUCAGAUUGACGAUGCUGCUGAAAUUAUUAGGUCACAAACAAACGCAGUUGAAAGUGUUAAAAUUUUUUAA